AUGUUGAGGCACCGCGCGGCCGCCCGGGUCACCAACGAGCCCAUCCUCGAGUUCAAGCCGGGGAGCCCCGAGCGAGCGGCGCUGCAGAAGGCACUUGCUGAGCUGAAGGGCAAGACUGAAGCCAUCCCUUGCGUGGUCGGGGGAGAGGAGGUGUGGACACCGACAGUGCGGUACCAGCUGUCGCCAUUUAAUCAUGCACACAAGGUGGCCAAGUACUGCUACGCUGAUAAGGAGCUCAUUAACAAAGCCAUUAAUGCUGCCUUGGCAGCAAGGAAGGAAUGGGACCUGAAACCUGUCCAGGACCGAGCCCAGAUCUUCCUGAAGGCAGCUGACAUGCUGAGUGGCCCGAGGCGAGCAGAAGUGCUGGCCAAAACCAUGGUUGGACAGGGGAAAACUGUCAUCCAGGCGGAGAUCGAUGCUGCUGCUGAGCUGAUCGACUUCUUCCGGUUCAACGCCAAGUACGCCCUGGAGCUGGAGAACAGCCAGCCCCUCAGCGUGGACAUCAGCACCAACAGCAUGGUCUACAGGGGGCUGGAGGGUUUCGUGGCAGCCGUUUCUCCCUUCAACUUCACGGCAAUUGGUGGCAACUUGGCAGGGGCUCCAGCCUUGAUGGGAAAUGUGGUCCUGUGGAAGCCCAGUGACACAGCCAUGCUCUCCAGCUACGCUGUCUACAAGAUCCUCCUGGAAGCUGGGCUCCCUCCCAACGUGGUGCAGUUCGUGCCGGCCGACGGACCCGUCUUUGGAGACACCGUCACCAGCUCCGAGCACUUCUGCGGGCUGAACUUCACCGGCAGCGUCCCGACUUUCAAGCACCUCUGGAAGCAGGUGUCCCAGAACCUGGAUCGCUACCGCAAUUUCCCACGCUUGGCUGGAGAGUGCGGAGGGAAGAACUUCCACCUGGUGCACAGCUCAGCCGACGUGGGCAGCGUGGUGAACGGGACCCUGCGCUCUGCCUUCGAGUACGGCGGCCAGAAAUGCUCGGCCUGUUCCCGCCUCUACGUCCCGGACUCACUGUGGCCCCAGAUCAAAGAGAAGCUGCUGGAGGAGCACGGGAAGAUCAAAGUGGGAGACCCCGCCCAGGAUUUUGGGACGUUUUUCUCUGCAGUGAUUGAUGACAAGUCCUUUGCACGGAUCAAGAAGUGGAUCGAACACGCCAAGAAGUCGCCCAACCUCACCAUCCUGGCGGGUGGCGGCUGCGAUGACAGCGUCGGGUACUUCAUCCAGCCCUGCAUCGUGGAGACCAAAGACCCCCAGGACCCCAUCAUGAAGGAGGAAAUCUUCGGCCCAGUCCUCACGGUGUACGUGUACCCGGAGCAGCGGUACAAGGAGGUGCUGGAACUCAUCGACACCACCACGCCCUACGGCCUCACGGGGGCGAUCUUCGCCCAGGAGAAGCAGCCCCUCCAGGCCGCCCGCCGCCUCCUGCGCAACGCGGCCGGGAACUUCUACAUCAACGACAAGUCCACGGGGGCCGUGGUGGCUCAACAGCCCUUUGGGGACCCCCGCAUCUCAGGCACCAAUGACAAACCCGGGGGUCCCCACUACAUCCUGCGCUGGACGUCCCCCCAGGCCAUCAAGGAGACCCACGUGCCCCUGAGGGACUGGUGCUACCCCUACAUGCAGUGA
Chaetura pelagica (chimney swift) is the source of this 1626-nucleotide messenger RNA. RefSeq names its product aldehyde dehydrogenase 4 family, member A1 (gene ALDH4A1). The record is from RefSeq and is a predicted model, not a curated record. Gene Ontology annotation, molecular function: L-glutamate gamma-semialdehyde dehydrogenase (NAD+) activity. NCBI's taxonomy places the organism in Eukaryota, Metazoa, Chordata, Aves, Apodiformes, Apodidae. Bases 1 to 1626 code for a protein of 541 amino acids. The transcript has 15 exons.